Messenger RNA from Ambispora gerdemannii, 405 nucleotides. The record is from the annotation of a GenBank genome assembly. NCBI's taxonomy places the organism in Eukaryota, Fungi, Glomeromycota, Glomeromycetes, Archaeosporales, Ambisporaceae.
AAUUAUAAAGAAAAAAACAAGGAUAAUUAUGAAGAUGAUGAAUCAGCCACUGCAUUUUUUACACAUAAUAUACGCAUAACAAAGAUAAUGUACUCCCCCAUGCCAAUUGAAUAUCCUCCAACUGCCCCAGAUGGUUAUGCUGUUGUAUUUAAUGUAGAUGGGUGGUCACAUCCUGAUGCAGUUUUUAAGAAUAUCCAAUAUUCGCUUGGUGAACCAAGUGGUAUAUCUUCAGCAAAAAGUCCAUUUUUUGAUGGAAUCAAGGUCAAGAUAACACACAAAAAAUGUCAAGAAGUCAAGAUAUGUGAGUUUUGUCAUUCCAGUCUGAAAAACAUGAUACAUACAAUGGUAGAUACAGAUUCAAAUCAAUUUAAGCAGAUACAAAAUGAAAUAUUAAAGGAUUUGUAA